CUCUGAUCUGCAGGAAACAUGCCAAAAGAUGCCAGUUUCUCUAUGCACAGCUUGCUGGUCACUCACUACCUGAAUGGUGCCUGGUACCCGAAAGGCGGAGCCAGUGAAAUUGCCUACCACAUGAUCCCCAUCAUUGAGAAGGCUGGUGGUGCUGUUCUAGUUCGAGCCCCAGUCAACCGCAUCUUGUUCAAUGGCGCCAAGGAAGCUUAUGGUGUGAGCGUCAUGAAAGGCCAAGAGGAAAUACAUAUCCGUGCCCCUAUGGUCAUCUCUAAUGCUGGCAUCUUCAACACCUACCAGGAGCUGCUGCCCAAAGAGCUCCAGGCCAUGCCAGCUAUCCAGAAGCAGCUGAGCAUGAUGAAGCACGGUGAGGGUGGCCUGAGUGUUUUUCUGGGUCUGAAUGGAACCAAGGAGGAGCUGGGCCUGAAGGCAGACAACUACUGGAUCUUUGCUGAGAACAAUUUUGACGAAUUGUACGUCGUCACGCAUCUUGUAUCUUUAGCUUGUUACAAUUCAUAUUUGAGUUAUGGCCAAACAGACCUGGCUACUAAAAAACACUUCUAUUUAGUUUGUAAGGUAUCUGUUUUUGCUCAACAUGCAAAUCACAAAAUGCCUAAUGUGGCAUUGCAUGUUACAUGUAUACACUGCUUGACUGUGAAAAGUCACGUGGUUCUAAACUUUAUAUGGACUUAAAGUCGCUCUAAUAUAAUUCAAUACGUCUGAAAGAAACAUGAGGAUACACAUGAGCUGUGGAGAUUUUAGUCACUGUAAAAACACACUGAGGGGCGAAUUCACAAAAGGACUGCGCGCAAAGAGUGAACUGCGCUGCAGGCAAAUAUCGUCUCGGUGCUAUAUGCAUGAAUUUAAAUGAGGUAAUAUGCCAAAAUACAUUUAUUAAGAACUUACCCGCAAAACUGAUGGGUUAUUAGGAAGUGACAAACCCAUCAACAAUUACUGAUGGAUUACCAACAUCUACAACAUUCAUAACUGAAUUAUUACCAAACAUAAAUGAUAAACACCAGGCAACAGAAUUUGUAACAACCUAGCAACCCAGAUUUAGUUCUAAUUAAUGGCUUGUUACUGAUAUUUAAAGCAUUAGCAAAUUAUUUAUUGACCAUUAAUAAAGCCAUUAUUUACAACGUAUAAACUCUUAAUAAAGGUGCCUUAUUAGAAAGUGGUUUAUAACUUUGAGAACGCAAACACACGGGCCAAUGUGAGCUUCAAUGCAAGUCCAUCAAAAACCUUUUUAUUCCUUUUCGAAUAAAGAGCAAGAUAGCCCUGAUGAAGGCAAGUUAGCUGAAACCGUCUGGUGAGUAAAGGUGUUUUCAUUUUAUUAUUAAGGGGUGCCAGCAUUUUUACAAAUAGCCUCCUGCUUUAUUUUGGCCUUGGCCCACAUGCAGUUCACUGGCCCUCUGGAUCUCCCGCAGCUUAUCAGCUUGCAAGGAGUUUAGCUGUUCACAAGGUGCAAAUCAAUGUGAUGUGGAAAUAUUUCUCCAUAUAUGUAUUCCUGCGCACCCCCACCCCCCUAUACACACAUACUCUGUCUCAUAUACAAAAACAACAAUAAAGGGGCUCACACAGUGA
Molecule: messenger RNA, 1581 nt
Organism: Siniperca chuatsi (mandarin fish)
Lineage: Eukaryota; Metazoa; Chordata; Actinopteri; Centrarchiformes; Sinipercidae
Product: all-trans-retinol 13,14-reductase-like
Exons: 3
Coding region: 19-690 (223 amino acids)
Molecular function (GO): all-trans-retinol 13,14-reductase activity
Source: RefSeq, a predicted model, not a curated record